UUGUUUGUUAGAAAAAAAAAUAAAAAAGAUGCAUAAAAUGCAGUUGUAUUCGCUUCCUUUGAAAUAGGACGCCAUUGCUUCUUCCUUUCCACUGUUCCUCAAGUGCUUUAGCAAGUUCACGUCGGCUGCUGCGUGCGUUAUUUUUUCUCUACUUCUUUUUUUUCCCCGUUCGAUAAGGAAGGUUUCAUUGUUCCCCUCGUGAUUGCGAGCUCGAAAAAUGGCGUCGCUAUGCCUUUUUUUUCUUUCUCGAUAAUGCAGCUGCUUCAAUUUUGGGAUGACUACAUUGGCUUUUUAUAAUAUUAUUCCCUUAUACGUUUUCCCUAUUUUGAACUUUUGGUACCCAAUAACUGCGUGAUAUUUUAGUAUGGUAAAGUGCAGAGUGUAAAAAUUCUACCUAAAAAAGAAGAAGAAAGUGGAUCUUGCGCAACGGUUGCAUUCAUUGACAUUAAGUCCGCUUCUAAAGCGCACAAUGCGGACAACAAAAUUGAUGACAGAACUUUAAAAACUGAUUACUACGAACCUCCAGCCUCAAGUACAGCUUCAUCUGCAAUUUAUAUCCACGAAAGAGAUGACGCUUUAGUGCGACCGGCGCAAGCGCCCUAUACUGCCGGUCGCACACCACGAUAUGGGCUUUCGGAAGAAAGGAACUAUGAAAGACCUGGUCAUUACUAUGCUGACCGUGAGCCCUACUUGAGAAGGCCCCUUGGCAUGGGAUAUCAUGACGAAGAUAAUUAUCAAGGUAGAGCAAAAUCUAGAGAUAGGUAUCCCAGGUCUGCUUCCGGAAAUAACUACACAGAAGGUACAGAAAGGAAUCAAAAUCAUUUUCGUGCCCAUAAUGCCCGUCAACAUUUUGAACAGCCAAGGUAUCCUGUUGGUGAUCAAUAUAAUGAAGAACGUGAUCCAGCAAGUACAACACCAAGGUUAAAUAGAAGGACUAAUAACACACCAGCUACACCUGUUGUAGCUUCUAUAGCAUCUCCAAAUACAAUAAGGACUGAAAAUAGACUGAGAAGGACAAAACGGCGGUCUCCUUCUCGGACUCCUUCAGGAUCUAGAUCGAAUUCAGGGUCUCGGUCUAGGUCGCGUAGUUCUAGUGGUAGUAGGUCAUCUAGUUCCUCAUCAAAGCUACGUAGUACUUCAAGUGAUAGUAGUGGCAGAUCACGAUCCCCUUCCAAGUCUCGAUCACCUGUGACUGCUGCUUAUGGAAGUCAGAGUAAUCUAAAGGGUAGUCGGCUGGAUAGGCCGUCAAGUGCCAUUGCCAAUCCCUCCAGCUCUGUAAAUUAUAUACCCUCAACUGUAAAUACUUCUGUAAACUGUAUAUCAAACAAUUCCCAAGGGUCCACUCCAUCCCAAAAUUGUAUAGCAACUAUUGUUGAAAACAACUCUGAGAAAGAUGAUAAAAGGCCGUUAGGUAUAUGUGUAAGAAAUUUACCAGUUCGAUCCACAGACACAAGUUUGAAAGAUGGCUUAUUUCAUGAAUAUAAAAAGCAUGGAAAAGUAACCAUGGUGAAAGUCAUAGGUCAAGGGUUAGACCGCUAUGCUGUGGUUUGCUUUAAAAAACCUGAAGAUGUUGAUAAAGCAUUAGAAGUUUCAAAAGACAAACUAUUCUUUGGUUGUAAAAUAGAGGUUACUGCUCAUGAAGGCUUGGAUGCAGAAGAUAAUGAGUUCAGGCCUUUAGAAGCUGAAUUAGACGAAUUCCACCCAAAAGCAACAAGAACGCUUUUCAUUGGGAAUUUGGAAAAAGAUAUUACAACACCUGAAUUACGGAAACACUUUGAUCAAUUUGGUGAAAUUAUAGAAAUAGACAUAAAAAAGCAAGGAUCUGCUUCAUCUUAUGCAUUUAUACAAUAUUCAGACAUUGCCAGUGUUGUUAAAGCCAUGCGUAAAUUAGAUGGUGAGAAUCUUGGUGCUAAUAGAAUAAAACUAGGUUUCGGAAAAAGUAUGCCUACGAACUGUGUGUGGCUUGAUGGCAUUGUUGAGUCUGUAUCAGACAAAUUUCUAGCUCGUCAUUUUAGUCGGUUUGGCAUUGUUGUUUAUACAGUGAUCGAUAGAGAAAAAGGCCAUGCUCUUGUUUUUUAUGAGAAUGUAGAAUUCGCACAAAUUGCUGUUUCUGAAAUGAGAGGAAGAAUUCUACAAGGGAAAAAGCUUCAAGUUGAUUUUGCUAGUCGAGAGUGCCAGACUACAUUUUUUGAUAAGCUAGAGAUGUCUGGUCAGUUAAUCCCUGGUGAUGGUACUCGACCCUGGGAAAGACGUGAAAGAAGAGGACCUGAAUUUGAAGUUCUAAGAAAUGAUGAAAGGGAGCCGCGUGUUGGAUUUGAUGGCCGUCCUUAUCCUAGAUAUGAUGGACAACCUAGGCCACCUAGAGGAAACUUCAGAGGUGGACAACGUUCUGGGUUUGCAUCAAGAGGUAGAGGUCAAGGAUUUUCUGCAAGAUAUGAAGUGUAUCACGAUGAAUUUGGAGAAAGACGGCACCGGUACAAUUCUCGUGAAGAAAAUGUUCCUGAAGUAACUAUGUUUGAUGGCAAGAUUGAACGUCCAAAAUAUGUUGAAACAAAUGACUGUUUAAAUCGCAAGCGUAACAAGUUGCGUAACAGUGUGAGUGAUCAAGAGAGUCACCACAGUCAAUCUCCACCUCGCUCUUGUCAUCAAAGCAGGAGCACCAGUCCAGUUUCUAAGGAAAGAAAGACUUUAAAAGACAGAUUGCACCACAGAAUUAAGAGUCCAGGCAGUCAUAAUUCCUCCCUUGUAAAUAGCCCUUGUAGAGAUGCUGCCCUUGAUGAAGUGGAAACUAGCUCAGACUAUAGAGACUCUCGAUGUAAAAGUGAUAUUAAGAUGGAUGACUCUUUGGCGGACUUAUCUUUCUCAUCACCUCGGAGUAGCUCUGAAAAAGAAUGUUCCGAUAAAAUUCUUUCCAAAGUUGAUUGUGAUUCUCUUCGUUCACGCUCUUCCCUAGAUGGUGAUAGUGCAGACGAAUUUGGAAUAACAAAUGACCAACUUGGACAAAUUGAAAGGAAGAAGCGUCUUUUGGCGUCUUCCAAUUUCAAGAGUGGUAAAGAUCUCAGUUUGCUUGUUUCCAAAUCACUUAUGGAAAAAGUAAAAAACAAAACACCUAAUAGUCACUUGAAUUCAGUGAAGUCAUCUAAGCUGAAUUGUGUAUCUGAUGUUUUAACUGAUGACAGUAAAUGUGAUUCUGAUGAUUUUAACAUCCAAAAUGACUGUUCAAAGGAAAAACUUCUUCUAAAUGAUUGUAUGAAAAAAUCCUCAGACAUGAUGAGCCUUUUUGAACAGGUUAGUGCUCACCUAGAACCCAGUGACUUUGAGAUUUUUGUUAGUGGUGAUCGGCUGAGCAGGCGGAAACAUCGGUCGCCCUCUAGCUGUUCUGAAACAAACACUUGUUAUGAAAGUGAUGUUAAACUUUUAACCAAAGAAGAUUCUGUUAAAUUGUGCAAAAGUGGGAUCAAAGACUCUGCAAUAUUUAAUAAAACAAAGUCUAAAAUGGACAUUUCUGAUGAUAACAACUGUGUUUCCAAUUCAUUGGAUUCUUUUGUGUUUCGAAAACAUUUAGAUCCUAGAAAAGGAUUUGAUUCACAAUCUGUUAACAAUUCACAAAAAUAUCGCAGAAUUUCUGUGGAUAGUGACUCUUGUCUUCCAAAUGCACAGGCAGCCAGUGAUUCUUUUUUAUGCGCAAAUUCAACAUCUGAUGUAUCUUGGAAAAAGCAGUGUAACUCCCUAACAAAUCUUCACUUUUCUGAAAGUGAUGUUCCAUUUUCACAUUCUAAAACAAAAGAGGAGAUAGCUUCUGAUGAAGAAGCAUUGAACAAUAAAAAAUAUCAUCUUCAUAAUUCUUCACCAAUGUAUUCACCUAAAACAUUCUUAUCAAUACGGACGUUUUCUGAUGGUGCCCACUGCAACGAUGUAAAGAGAGAGAGGGAUAUAAGUCCCUUAUCUCUACCAUUACCUAAAUUUGCUGCAUCCCUCCGUUCCCCUAAAGCUUCUCCAAAUGUUCUUACAUCUCCUAAAACAAAUUCAGCUCAUAGUCCAAGAGCUGGAUUUUCUCCCAGUUCAGCAUCUAACAAAAAUCACCGUUAUAGUGAAUUUAUGCCUGAUGUUCCAACUGAAAAGAAAGUGAAAUGUUUAGUACCUGAUGACAAAGCUAGCAUUGUCGCAGUUUCGUUAAUGGAUUCGGUGCAGUCUCUUGAUUCACAUACAAUCAAUGAAUCAACAGAAACUGGACCCAACCUGGAAUCCAUUCAGUCUCCCAAAAAUAACUCAGAAAAACUCAAAGAGCUUAAUUGCUCUUCAGAAUCGGACUUAUCACCAUCUUCUUCUCCAAGCCGUCCAUCUAUCGAAGAUAGAAUAAAAGCAUUAGAUGAAAAGUUUAAUGCGUGGUCUGGAACAACAAGACCUACACCUACAUCAGCACCAGAUACCUCACCUAGUACUUUAGUUGACAUUCCACACUGUGCAGUUAAACGGUCUAGAUUUAAUAGUUUGACUGAUGUAGUACCUGAGCCAUCAGAUAUUAUGAAAACUCUUUUAGCUAGACCAACUAUAGUAGACCAAGAUUGUAAACGUCUGCAACACAUUGAUGAAAAAUAUGAACCUUUAAACAUUAAAGUGGACACUAUGCCAAAAAUAAAACCUACUUUUCGAACAAAAGCUGCUGCCAAGGAAUUUUCAACGCCAAUUAUUCCGCCUAUUCAAAAUUUCAAUCCAACACCUUUGGUGAAAAAUGUUACAUCAGUACUAGUCGCACAAGGAAUUAUGUCACCGCCUAACACACCAAUGGGAAGUGCUGGGAGCAUUUUGUCUCCAGUAACACCUCCAAUUCAACAAUAUAACAGUCAAAUAACACCACCAGUAUAUACACCUUGUUCUCCUUGUUCAUCUUUUAGUUUGUCUGCUACUACAAAUAAAAUUAUUGAUGGUUUUAAUUCUAAUUUUGACAAGGACUUAUGUGAUAACCCUCUGAAGUCAACUAGUGUUAUAAAUUCUGCCAAGGCUAAAACAGAUCCAAACUUUCAUACCAAUUCUACAAUGCUAGCCACUUCUUUAAAAAGUCCUUUACAUUGUCCUAUGGAAUUACCUGCUCAUUCUAUGGUUUUAAACUCUCCUCCUAAUAUUAAGAAGGAGCCAGCAUCUCCCACUGAUAGUGUAACAGAGGCUGUAUGUAAAAUAGAUUCAGAUAUUAAAUGUUCAAUUAAGAAGGAACCUGUUAUGAAGCCAGCUAACAUUCCCCCAACUCGAAGAGAUAGUACAACAAAAGAACAUUCAAAUUUCAUUUCAAUAGAUCACGAUAAAAAAGACUUUUGUGAUGUUAAAGAUCCCCGCUUAUCAUAUCAUGAAGGUGCUGCUCAAUGGAGAGAAGUUGGUUGCAAAAAUGACAUUAAACCUAAUAUUGACUCUUGUGCCAAAUCUUUUGUUACGAAUUCUGAAUCUGAUAACAAUGUCAAACCUGUAUACUCUGCUGUAAAGAAAAGGGUUUCUUCUAUAGAUAGUAAUGAAUCUGAAUCCAGUAAAUCAGUAAAGUCAUUGGAAUCCAGCAGAGAUAGUCAUGAUAUCAGUUGGACUAAACAGGAAAAGAAUCCUGAACCUGAACCUAAGAAACUAAAACUAUGUAAAAGUGUUAGAGAACGUUCAGCAUCUCCUCCUGUAUUGCAUGUAAGUUCAAAAAAGAAUGAAAAGAAAGAAAAGUGCUCUAAAAGCGAUAAAAAUAAAUCAUCAUCUUCCUCUAAAUCCAAUUCAAACAGUUGUGAUAAAUCUAAAUCUGAUUCUAAAUAUAGUAAUAAAUGUGACAUUAAAGACAAAUCUAAAUCAGAGCACAGGUUAAAAGAAGAAAAACGUUCUAAAUCAAAAGAUUCCAAAGAAUCAGUAUCAAAAAAUGAAACUAGAGACUCGAAAGAUAGUAAUCCCAAAAGUGAAUCUAGAACAAAAUCUAAAGAAAGACGAAAUUCAGAUAAAGAUAAUAAAAAUACAUCUUCAAAUAAUAUUGCUGGUAAACCAAAAAAGGAGUCCUCUUCUAAUAAAAUGGAAAAGAAAAGUAAUGAAAAAUCCAGUGAAAAAACAACUGAUAAAAUGAGUGAUAAAACCAGUGAGAAAAAUUCAGGAGAGAAAAAAUCCUCUAAAUCUAAGAAACUGGAAAAACAGUUAGAAUUUGAUUGGGCUGCCUGGAUGGACGAUGAACCUGUCUAUUUUUCUAUGUAUGAUAAAGUGAAAGCUCGUUCUAGUAAAUCUAGAACUGAAACAUUGAAACAAACUAAUGAUUUGGAAAGUGUUAGACAGAAGUUCAAUAAACUUAAACAAAGACGUGCAAAACGUGAGGAAAAAAGCAAAUCCAUUGAAGAUAGUGACAAAGAUUCAGAUUCUGUUAGCCAUCACUCUAGUGAUUCUGACUCUCAAACAAGGUCUACUAAGAUGAAGCAACCUCGUAAGCGUAAAUUAGUUAUAGAAAGUUCCUCUGAUGAUGAUGCACACCAUAGUUCAAACAACAGAGUUAGUAAGAUGGAAAAAGAUUUUAGUGACUCAGCUACUGAUUCUGAAUUUGAAUACAACGUUUCUCAGAGGCAAUCUAUUCCUCACAAAUCUCGAAAAAAGAAGGCUGAAAUACUUAACACUGAUACUUCAGACUCGGAAUCAAAUUUCAAUGAAAAGUCACACUCAAUCACGAAGAAAAAGUCCUCUCAGAGCCGAAAUAAAUCUCGUUCUGAGAAGUCUAAGAAAUUUAUUAAAUCAGAAGAUGAUCAGUCUGAAUCAGAUAGUCAUAGUAAGCACAAAGAAAAGGAAAGUAAACCAAAGAAAGUGAGGAAAGAUAAAAUUCCUGAAAUAAAGCAAGAAAUUGAAACUGAUCAUGAAUCUCUGAAGAAAGAAGAUGGUGGUAAAAGUCAUAAAAAGAAAAGUUUAAAAGAACACAAGCAAGAACCUGAACUUCCAUCACAGAAGAAAAUAAAAUCCGAGCAUCAAACUAAAGACAAAAUACCUUCUUCAAAAGAAAGAAAAUCCGAUGGUUUUGUUGAAAAAAUGCAAAUUGAUGAUGCUGAUAAACAUAAACCUUACACCAAGAAAAGAAAGAAGUCUAAGAAAAUGUCCAAGAAUAAAGAAAAAAGAAAUACUGCUGAAAAAUCUUUUCUUCAAGACUCUUCUAGGAGACAGGAAGAAAAUGACUCUAAAUUGCCUGUUCUUUUAUCACCUAAGCCCACUAAUAAUCCUCUAGCUGAUAAACAACUUUCUCCUCCAUGUUUGCAAGCUGGAAUUUUAUCCGAUAAUGAUUUUAAAUCUGAUUUUUCAGACUUUGAUUUUGAAACUCAACCGACUGAAGAUAUGGACAUUAACACGGAAGACUUAUGGAAACAGUUAGAGGGCAAAUCAGACUCAAACUCAGAAAAAUCUUCAAAAAGUAAGAAAAAAGAUGCUACUUCAAAAUCUCAAUCAUCUAUACAAUCUCCUGAGCAUGAUAGCAGCCUGCCUUCCUUUUUUGAUAAGCUUUCGGACAUUACUGAUUCUGAACCAGGGAGAGAUCCUAAUGACUGUGUUAGCGAUAUACCGAGUGAUAGUUCAAAACACCAUUCAUUUCCUGUAAAGAAGGAAAAGGAAACUGUCACGUCUCCACACAAAGUAAAACAAGAAAAGAAUCAGAAAGAAAUUGCAAUUAAUGAUUAUGCUAAACAUUCUGAUACUCAUAAUUCAUCUAAGGAAGAAAAGCGAAGAAAGAAAUCAAAGAAACAAGGAAAAGAACGCAAAAAGAAAUCUCAGGAAAAAAUUAGAGAAGAAAUGCCCGUUCCGGUUGAUGUCCAACGAUGUUCAACGCCUGCACUUUCUCCUAAAACCUCAUUUAACACUCUUCCACUUGAUGAUGACAGUAGACUUUCUGAUUUACGAAUAGAUGAAGAAAUUGCAGAGGAAGCUAGGCGUCUUGAGCAGGAGCUUUUAACUGUAUCUGAGGAAAAUAGUACUUUUGGCGAUGAUUGUUCAACUAAAAGAGAAGAAAAACAGUUGGAAAGGCGAUUUGAAGAAGAAGCAGCUAAGGAAACACGUAGGCUUGAAGAAGAGUUAUUUUCUACUGGUCGAGAUUCUUGGCAUAUGAAAGAAAAGGAUUAUGAUUCUGAAGUAGCCUCUGGAGAUCUAGGUGAAGAUAAGAUUGCAACUGAAAUUGAUCCCCUAAAUGGAAAAGAAGAGAAUAUAUUUACGGGAUUAGAUUUGCAUUCCUCCAUUCCAGAACCUUCUCAAAGUGAAGUUGAUGCUUUUUUAUCCGGUCAGUCUGAAACUGACCCUUACAAAAUUGAUGACAAAGAUAUGUCUAAUGAUAUUGAAGAUCAAAGAAAAAUAGAAGAUGAUUUGGCAGUUUCUGCUUUAUUGCAAGAAAUGCAUUGUGGAGAAAUAUCUGCUCCUGAAUUAACAAAGGAAACAGAUUAUCUUGAUCCCCUUUUAGAAACUCAUCCUGAAGAUACAAUGAGUUACUUGCUUCCUGAUGAUAGUGAAAAUUCUCUUCAUAUAGCUGAUGGUUCUCCAGAUAAUCCUGACAAUGAAAUUCAAGAGGAAAAAAUAGAAGAAUCUUCUGUUAUGUUACUUUCUCCUUCUUCAAAUUCAGAGCCUCCUGCAUUAGAAAUUUCUAAUAUCGAAGAUUCUGAAACUGUAAAAAUAGAUUCCAUCCCUGAAAAUACUAUGCCUGGACCAGUAAAACUAGAAUCUGUUGCUGCUACUAAUGGUGUUAAUUGUGAUGUAAAAAAUUCAUCUUGUUUUGAAUUUCAUGAUGAGAACAGUUUGGGAAUUAGUGAAAAUAAACCACCUGUUAUUGAUAUUCCUGUCAUUCCAGAUACUAUGGAACCUUGCAAUGAUUUUGUUUCUCCGAAGCUGGAUAAAAGUAAGGCGCAAAAAGGAAAAGAUCAUGAGAAACCUAUCUAUACACCUGAAAAAACUAACUCUGGUAUUAAUAAUGAUGAAACAGCUUUAACUGAAAACCAACUGACACAUUUCGAAGAUAUCACAAUGGACACCACUGACAGCAAAGAUGAUGAUAAUCCUCCUGUUCUUCUCCCUGUUGAAUCUCCUCCUAAUCUUUUGCCUGUUGUUGAACCCAAAGAUAAAAUAGAUCCUUUUUCAAGAAUUGAUGUUCCUGAAAAUCCUACAUUCGACAAUGUGCCCAGUAAAGCAGAAGCAGUUGUAUUAGACCUUGUAAAAGACUUAGAUGACAUGUUUGAUUCAAAAAUUGAAACUAGUAUUUCAAGGUUUUCAGAUAGUCAUGAAAAAACCAUGUCCCAAAGCAGCAUAUCACUUAUGUCUGAACAAAAUAGAAAUGAUCCAUUAAGACUUAACACUUCAGAUAUUUUUGAGAACUUCAAAUCAUCACAUUUGCCAUCAUCUCCUCAUUUUGAUUCUUCUCCCUUGCUAAAACCAGUUAAUAAAAGUUAUACUAAUCCUAUAUCAUCAUCUAGUAGCUUUGUGGAUCAAAUAAAUCUUGAUAAGUACAGUUUCGCAGAAUCUGCCAUUUCUAAAAAUCCACCUCUUUUAAAAUAUUCCGACAUUUUGAACUCUAGCUGCGAAACUAGUGUAAUACAAUCUGCUCCUAAAAUUGAAAAUAGUGACAUUCUAUCAAUUUCUGAUAAAAGCAACCUCUCUAAUUGUGACAUAUUUGCUCAAAGCCAAGAAAUCAGUGAUUCAACUGAAGGGAAUCAAAGCAAUUCUGAUAAUUUUCUUCUUGAAUUGUUUCCCUCUAAAUCUGACGAAAGUAAUCAUAAAGAAGAGAAAUCAAAAAGUGGAGAUGGGUUCUAUUUUAACUCAGAAAGUAAGAAUAACUUGCCAGGUAUCGAUAAACCCUCAUUAGAUCUGAAUCAGUCGGAUAGUAUUGUUUCAUCCUUUGAAAUUCCUGAAGUGAAUGAACAAAAUGAAGCUACAGAAUUCAACCAGGAUAUUUUCGAACCGUCUUCUAAUGAUGCUAAAGAUUCAAAAAUACCUCAAUUAUUAAGUUUCAGCUCAGAACAACUGUUUACUGAUAAUUUUGGUAGUAAAUCUCCAGUUAAUAAUUCAUCUGAAGAAACAGUCAAAAAUUUCACUUGCAACACAGAUAUUUUGCAACAAUCUAAUCCUGUGGAUAAACCAGACAUUGCAGAAGAUGAAACAUCUACUUCAGUUGGUAUUGAAGAUAUUUCUAAUAAAAUUGAGUCAUUUAAACCUGAAGACAACAGUUCAGUUAAAACUUUUGAAAAUUUAAGUCUCACAAUAGACGAUGUGUUUUCAUCGAGACCUACUGAUGCUGAUUCUGUGUGCAGUGAUACAACUGAUAUAACAAUUCCUGAUACAAAGAUGGAGACUGAUGGAAAUCUAAUAGCAGCAACUAACAAAGAUCACAAUGAAACACCUCAGGCAGAACCUGUUCAGGAAGAGGCUGCAAUUCAAGAAGAUGCCCUUCCAGAUCCUCAAGUAACUGAUGAAGCUCUUGAAGCAGAUACUAAAGUGGAGCGACCUAGAAGAGGACGAAGACCUAAAACCAGAAAGUAUGUUGAAGCAUUGUCUCAAAAACAAGGAAGCUCACAAGACACACCAAAUGCUCCCCAAAGUAGAAGUUCGAGUCGCCGUGCUCGUCCAACAUCAUCUGAAAGAGUUAGGCGUUCAUUGAGAAGUGAUACAUCUGAAGUUGUUCCUUUAAGGGAAUCUGGAAGAAAACAUGUUCAUGAGGAAGUUUCAUUUUCUGAGAGUGAAGAAAACAAAAGAGAUGAUGAAACAGGUGAUUCCUCAAAUCUUAUUCCAAUCACCACUAGGGCAAAUUCUCGAGAAGAUGAUAGAAAUAAAAGUGAAGAGCCAAGAAGGAGAAGGGGAAGACGAAAGAAAAUUUCUGGGGAUCCUCCAUCUGCACCACCUGUUAAUAAAAUUGAAACUAAAUUGGAUGACAUCGAACCUUCAAAAGAUUACAACCGCUCCAAAGAAUCUCGAUUUAGGCUUUCUUUGUCAUCUGAAAAGGAACAUAAAGCAUCAAAGGAUAAUUCUAAUACCAUAGAUGUUUAUGACUUUUGUGAUGAUGAAGAUGAGGGAGAAAUCAAUUCAUUUAAAGACAUAAAGGAUAGACUUCAUGAUACAUCUAGAAAUACUUCAUCCAUAGAAAUUAAGCCAUCUGAAGCAUUAUCUUCUGAUAAGGAUAGGAAAAAUAAAGAGCAAAAGCAUGAAAAAUUAGCUGAAAUUGCCAUAGAAAAAGAUAAAAAAGUGAAAGAAAUAAAACAUGAAAAAUCAUUAGAGUAUACCAAUGAGAAAGAAAAGAAGAAAGAAUUAAAACAUGAAAAGUUGUUUGAGGGUGUACCAGAAAAAGAAAGGAAAGUGAAAGAUCAGAAAUAUGAGAAAUUAUUAGAUAAUAUUGAAAAGGAAAAGAAAGCUGAAGAGUGCAAAAAACCUGUUCUGGCUGAUGAACGAGAUACAGCUAUUAAAGAACAUCAUCCUGAGCAUCCUAAAAUAUCUAUGACCAUCAGAUUGAAUAAAAAAGAUGGUAAUGAUGGUACCUCCCCAUGCAUUGCUGAAGUUGUUAAAACAUCUGAAGCUCUGAAUAUUGAUGAGCCAAAAACAGAGCCAUCUAAAGUAGAAAAACAAACACCUUUAAAACAAGAAUCCCAAGCAUCUGAGACUGCAUAUAGUGGACCUUGCAAAUCUACUCGAAAAUCUACUAGGCUAAUGAACCAAGGUCGAUCAGCUUCAGAUCCUAGAUCUACAGUUGAUGUUGUUAUUGAUGAAGUUGUUAAAAAUCAUGCUGAACCAAUGCAGACUAGGUCAUCACGUCGCUCAAAAGCCAGUAGGCGAAGUGAAGAAAGUUCACAAUUAGUUUCUUCAGAAAAUUCCAAUGAUACAACAGAUGAUAAAAAUAAGAAUGAACCAGUAUUUUUCAUACAUGAUAACGCUGUUAAAGAUCUCCCAGAAGACAAAAAAGUAAUUUCCUCACACUCAGUCGAGUCACCUUCUGCAUCUGAGAUAUCAACAUCUGCAGCUGAUAAAAUUCCAAAUCGUAUUACCAAUUUAAGAUCAUUUAGAAUGGCUCGGCUAGCUGCUUCUAAGUUGGAGGCUACAAAAGAAACCAAUCUUGGUGUUUCAAGUGAACAAGAGUCAUGCAAGAAAGAAAAAAUACGUAGAAGCUCUUUAGAUGAAAGAAUUGAAGCAUCUCCACUGAAAGAACAUAGAGAAAGUUUAGAACUACCGAAAGAAUCAAAAUCUUCUGUUGUCAUUUGCCAGCCAGAAUUAAAAAUUGAAAUAAAUAGAAUUAAUUUAGAUCUAACUAAGGAAAAAAUUGUUAAAACUUUACCUGAAAAAUUUUCUGACUGUAAGGAAGAAAGUAACUCAAAUUCUGGUCCUACUGUAUACCUUGAUCCAGAAACUGGAUUUUUAACCACUUCAGGCACUAAUGAAGCUUAUUCAGAUGCAUCAUUAAAUACCUCUCAUGACAGUAAAAAUAGUAGCAAUAUAUUAGUUUCAGAUAUGUCCAGUAUUCCUCUUUCAAAACACAUCACUCUUGCUGAAACGCAUGCUACACCAUCAGUAAUUCAAGAAAAUUCCAAAACCAAUUCAGUUAAUGUGACUGAAAGCCUUCAGACUGGUAGAUCAUUACGUUCUCAUCAAUCACCAUCUGCUCAAACAUUGCCUAUCUCAAAUCCACUUGCAUCAACUGAUAUAACUUCAAAAAUUGUAAGCAGUAAAACUAUUGAAACUAGGAAAGAUAAAAGAACAAAUGUUACUGUUGGUGGUCCAUUACCUGUAUCUAGUACUUUAGUAACAACCUCUGCACCACUUCUCACUAAUUCCACACCUGAAGUAGUCAAUACUGUUAAUUUAUCUAGUGCCAUUCCUGAAAAUAAACCCAUUGCAAUAGCAGCACAUGUGCCAGCUAUCAGCUCAGUGACUGAAAGUUCUGUUCCAUCUCGUGUUAAUUAUGAAAACAUUCAGCCCAAAAUUCCUUCUCAUCCUGUGCUCAAUUAUCAACCUUCUUCAAGAGAAAUAACUGCAAUUACAUCUUCGAACGCUGGAUAUGUUACAACUAUAUCAACUACUGUACAAAAUAAAUGUUCUACGAGUACAACUGCUCCAUCAGUAGUUCAUACUAAAACAGAGCUUCCUGUUACGUAUACUUCUAUGAAAAAUUCACUUAUUCCAUUCAAUGAACAUACACCUGGUAGCAAUUGCCAGCUUGUUUCAUCAGGAAUGCAUAUGUCUUCGGAACAUUCCAGUGUUGUAGUGAAACAAGAAUUACUAAAUGAAACCCCUCCACCUCAUGCUUCUCCUGUAGCCACAUUAGCUUCAUCAUCUCACAAUGCUCCUGUGACGUGGUCCAAUUCAAAAACAUCUUCGAGCAGGAUAAUGGAUGCUCAUGCUCAUGUGAGCACAAUCCAAGCUGGGAACAUUAACAAAAAUUCUGUUUAUACUGGAAAACAUGAAAGAUCAGCUAAGAUUCCACAUAACAAAAAUAGUUCAGCUUUCUCUGAUUCUAACUUUCCUUUGUCUGCUUAUGAAGGCAUGCUUCCACUGGUUGCUGCAUCUGGAAAUACUGGAGGUGUUAUUGCUGAACUUUUGCAAAAUCCUCAAUAUCUUCAACAGCAUAAAGAUUAUUUCACAUCAGCUGGUCAACUUCAAGACAGGAUUCAGGUGCCCAUGGUACGUCCUUCAACUCCUGUUGCAUCAAGCAUUCCACCUGAGUUAGCUGCUCGUCUUGCACCAACACCUCCACACACACCAACCCCACCGGUUACAUCUUCUAAUCAUUCCUUACAGUCAUCUGAAAUGUAUUCAUCUCACGUUAAUUCUUCACUUCUCAUAAGGCAUCCUGGUCAAUCUGCAUUAAUGGUACCACAGCAUCCUGGUCUUACACUUCAUCAAUCAGAAUACAAUCCAAUUUUUCAUCAAAUGAUAUAUGCUGCGAAUCAUCCAUAUGCUGCCAUUUCUGAUCUCCGAGCCCAGCAGGAAGCAAGAGCUGCAAUAAGUAUGAAUCCCCGUUUUCCUUACCCUAUUAAUCCUGCUGUUGCCAACAAUUUCAAACAGCCAUCUGAUCCUAGGCACUCAAUGCAAAUGGAUGCAAAAUCUGAACAAAAAUUAAUAAAUGACUUAUCAAAAAUAGUACAUGAAGCCAGAGGUGCUGAAGAGAAAUCUCAACACUCUGGUAAAUCUGUUCGUAGUAAAAAAGACUAUAAUAGUUCAAAAGAAAAAGAUGUCAAGGCUUUAUUGGACAAUAGAGACCAUCAUGAAAGUUCUCGCCAUUUAUCUUCUCAUGAUCAAAAAGGUCCGUCUACCUCUGCAAUUGCACACAAUUUAAGGCAACAGCAGAAUGCUCAUUUUUCCUCAGCCAUUCAUCAGUUAAGUCCUCGAUUAAACGUGUCCCCGCAUGACAGAAUAAGUGAUUCUCCUGUGAUUGCCAAUUUAUAUGCUGCUGGUCAAAGCAGAGUUCCACAGAUCACCCUUGCUGGUCAAGUGGAUGAUCAUAAAUCAGAUAAUGUGGGAGCUUUAUCAUCUCACCAUUAUAAAAAGGAAGAAACUAUUAAGCAGCCUCCAGUUGCUCAUCAAGUACAGCCAUCUACAAAUCCAUAUGCAUUAGAAGCUGUACAUUCCAGGCAGCAAGUGUUGGGUGUUAUGCAACUUGGUGCGGGCCACUUGGAUAGUAGGACUCCUAAUCCAUCACAUUCUCCCACCCCCCAUGUGUACAAGAAAGAUCCAAAUCAGUCCCUUCAACUAUCAAUGCAUAAUGCCAUUACAGACAAAAGGAUUAAUCCUGAGCAUUCAAAGAAAUUAGUUCAUGCGAGAACAUUAAGUCAUCAAGGAUCUUCUGUAUCCCCAGGUCCUGCUGGUCUUGGUCCUGCUCGAUCUCCCGUGCCAUGGCCUGCAGUGAUUCAGUCUCAUAACACUCAUCCUUCUCUAGCUCAAUCACCUCAUCACAUGAUUCCUACUGAUCAGACAUCACGCAGAGUCAAUGCUCACCUACCACCCUCCGAAGUUGCGGCUCUUGUACCUCCACCGCCGGCUCAUCAAUCACCACCUAGAAUAUUAGAUCAGAUAUUAAAUCGCUAUCCAGUUAUGUGGCAAGGGCUACUAUGUCUAAAAAAUGAUCAAGCAGCUGUUCAAAUGCAUUUUGUGUCAGGAAAUAUGGGAAUUGCGACCGCUUCUCUACCACCUAUAGUGGAUAAUGAAACAUCUCCUGUAAGAGUUGCCCAACGCAUGAGAUUAGAUCAACAACAGCUAGAAGGUGUUCAAAAGAAAUUGCAGCUUCCUGAAGAACAUUGCGUACUUCUGGCAUUACCUUGUGGGAAAGAUCAACUGGAUGUAUUAAAUCAGUCAAAGAACUUAUCAACAGGCUUUAUUCAAUAUCUUCUCAGCAAACAAGCAGCAGGCAUCGUAAAUGUGGCUACACCUGGAUCUCAGCAACCAGCGUAUGUGAUUCAUAUAUUUCCUACUUGUGAUUUUACGAACCAAAGGCUACAUAUUGUUGCGCCAGAUUUACAUCAGAUAAUUGCGGACAUAAGUCACUUACUAAUUGUUAUUGCAACUGUGUGACUUUUUUAUUGUUGAAUUAAGAUGGUAUAAAUUGUUCCCAAAUGUACUGACAACUGCCUUUAGCAGAGUCAUCAAUAACUCCUGCAUCUGGUACUCAGAGCCCCGAGUCCGAUGCUUGGUAUGAUGCCCAUCGAGGGCUAACAUAUUGUGAUGUCUUCAUAUGAAAGAGGUUGCCUGAAGAUAUAAGUGUGUAAUUAGUUCAAGGAUCACCAGAAUAUUCAGAGCGGAUUUUAUGUCUUAUAUAUAUAAUUGAUGUUAUGUUAUGUAUCAAAAUUUCUUAAAUGAUGUAAAAAUAAUAAUGGGAUUCCUUUCUGUUACCAAAGUGUGCAAAAGAACGUACAAUUUGAAAAGUUUUGUUGAAUUUUACGAGUUACAUUUUAAUCUAUUAUUUGUUAUAAAACAGUGAAAAAAAAUGUGUAAUUAGUGCUGUGUGUCUGUCUGUAUGUGUGUGAGAGUGUGGAUAAUACUGGACUAAAAAAAUGAUUCUGUGAUGGAGUGACGAUUAAUUAACGAAGUUAUUAGGAUUGAACUGAUAUUGAUGAAAUGUGUUUAAAAAAAUGUACAAAGCCUGCCUGGGGCAUUUUGCUCCAAGAUAGGUUGUGUUUUGUUAUUCUUAUCUGUGUUAUAUAAAUUAGAUUCAUUCUCUGUACAGAAACUCUAUAUUCAUUCAUACUACCAUGUGGUCCCUUCCAUAUUGUAAAAUAAUUCAUUUGUUGCAUUCUUUGUUCCCCGACCACUUCUAUAAAAAAUAAAAAUAAAUAAUUAAAAAAAAAAAAAAAAACAUCUCAUUAUUCAUGGGGCCAUUUGGCUGUAAAUUUUGUAAAUAUGUAAAUGUUUUAGUGAUUGUAAAUUUUUGAUGAAACAAAAAAGCUAUUAAUCCCAUAGGACUAUUAGUGAUAUGGACUUCAUAACUGCCCAGAUGAUUGCUUUCAAAGUAAAAUCAUGAGAAUUGUAUAUGGUUAGCCUGGCCCAAUGUAAUUAAAACCCCAUCAUUGUAAAAAAUUAUACAUAAUUGCAUAUACAAAUAUAUAUAUAUAUAAAUAUAAAUAAAUAAAUAUAUAUAUAAAUAUAUAUGAAGAAGAAGAAACCUUGUGUUGUUCUUUGUUGCUUCACCUAAAAAAAUUGAGCUUAAUAAGUAUUUGGUGUAAGGAAAAAAAAAUGAUUCCCUGUUUUUGAAUGGAUGGCAGGGAAGGCAACAUGUAUAAAAAGAAGAAACUGUAAAUUUUUAUGUUCUGUUUUUCAUUUUGUACAGGCACAGGAUUUAUGACAGAUGGAUGUACAGUAAUGUCAGACUUUUCAUUGCAUCUGUUCUCCCAUAUUUGCUCAAAAGCCAUCACUGCAAAGAGUACCAGCAGAUAUUUUCACUUCUUUCAUUGUGAUUUCCACCAAGUUCAGCUGCUCUAUUUUUGAUGUGAAAAUUUCUCAAGUGUCUAUUUUGUGUCUUUGCAGCCCAGUUAUUGUAAAUAUUCCAAAAGGGGCUGCUUUGAUUUAAAAACAAUUGUUUUUUUUUUCUGCUGAAGCACUCUAUACAGUGAGUUAAGUUAUUCGUAAAGUCAGUAAACAGCUAUCACUAAA
Parasteatoda tepidariorum (common house spider) is the source of this 17076-nucleotide messenger RNA. RefSeq lists its product as uncharacterized. Gene Ontology annotation, molecular function: RNA binding. Lineage: Eukaryota; Metazoa; Arthropoda; Arachnida; Araneae; Theridiidae. The record is from RefSeq and is a predicted model, not a curated record.